Messenger RNA from Hordeum vulgare subsp. vulgare (domesticated barley), 2828 nucleotides. Its product is annotated as G-type lectin S-receptor-like serine/threonine-protein kinase B120. Gene Ontology annotation, biological process: recognition of pollen; protein phosphorylation. NCBI's taxonomy places the organism in Eukaryota, Viridiplantae, Streptophyta, Magnoliopsida, Poales, Poaceae. The coding region runs from base 177 to 2669 and encodes 830 amino acids. The record is from RefSeq and is a predicted model, not a curated record. Gene Ontology annotation, molecular function: ATP binding; protein serine/threonine kinase activity. The transcript is spliced from 8 exons.
UUCAAAGCUGGCAACUCCCAGAUGUUCAUGGUCUGUGGAGAUAUGAAAUAUCUGCUGGAAAAUAAAGUUCAUACCUUCCUGCAGCUGUUACAACAAGUAUUCUGCUUACCAUGCUCUACCCUUGAUUCAUUAUCACGACUUCACGAGAAACUCAGAGUUUAUAUUUGGAAAAAGCCAUGUUGGUCGAAAUUAGCUACUUGAAGAAGUGCACAGCUGUUGUUCUGCUGAUUCCAUCUUUAUUAGCAAUAAGAUGUUUCUCAGCUACCACGACAAGAGAUAGCAUCGCGCUGAAUGAAUCCAUAUCUGAUGGGCAAAACCUUGUUUCUAGUAAGAAGAAAUUUGUGCUUGGAUUCUUUAGCCCUGGAGCUUCAAGCCACCGAUAUAUUGGUAUAUGGUAUAACAAUAUUCCAAAUGGAACGGCUGUAUGGGUUGCUAAUAGGAAUGAUCCAGUACAUGAUAAGUCCGGUGUGCUUAAGUUUGAUGAUGUCGGUAAUCUGAUACUACAAAAUGGCACAGGCAGCUCGUUUAUAGUUGCUUCUGGGGUGGGAGUGAGGGACAGGGAGGCAGCAAUACUGGAUACUGGUAACUUCGUGCUAAGGAGCAUGACUGGCCGUCCAAAUAUCAUAUGGGAGAGCUUUGCCUCUCCUACUGAUACAUGGCUCCCUACAAUGAAUAUUACAGUUAGAAAUUCGCUGACGUCAUGGAAGAGCUAUGAUGACCCAGCAAUGGGAGAUUACACUUUUGGUUUUGGACGGGGCAUAGCUAACACAUCGCAAUUCAUUAUUAACUGGAAUGGGCAUUCAUUUUGGACAAGUGCAUCCUGGACUGGUGACAUGAAUUCUCUCAUUCCAGAUCUGACAUCUAUGAGUACCAUCCCUGUUUCAUUUCAGUGUGACAACUCCACAUGCAUAUACAGGCCCAACCCUAAUGAACAAAUGACUAAGAUUGUUUUGGAUCAAAGUGGUUCAUUGAACAUAACACAGUUUGAUUCAGAUGCCAAAUUAUGGACAUUGCGAUGGAGACAGCCAGUCAGUUGUGAUGUGUCCAACUUAUGUGGGUUUUAUGGUGUAUGCAAUAGCACGUUAUCAGUAUCCGUAAAAGCAUCAGCAUCAGCAUCAGCAUCAGAACCAGUAUCUCUUUGUCAGUGUCCAAAAGGAUUUGCACCACAAGAAAAAUCAAAUCCCUGGAAAGGGUGCACCAGACAAACCCCACUGCAAUGUACUGGUGAUAGGUUUAUUGAUAUGCUUAACACGACACUUCCUCACGACAGAUGGAAGCAGUCUUUUAUGGAAGAAGAUCAAUGUGAAGUUGCCUGCAUUGAAGAUUGUUCUUGUACGGCAUAUGCUCAUUCUAUAUCCGAUGGCUGCAGUUUAUGGCAUGGCAAUCUAACAAACUUGCAGUGGUACGGCAAUCUAAAAAACUUGCAGGAUGGAGUUGAAAGUCUUCAUCUUCGUGUAGCUGCAUCAGAACUGGAAUCUAGCCAUAGCUCAGGUCACAAAAUGCUUUGGAUAGCGUAUGUACUUCCUUCAGUUGCAUUUCUUGUUUUUUGUCUCGUCUCUUUUAUUUGGUUUCGGAGAUGGAAAAAUAAAGGGAAAGGAAAACAGCAUGACCACCCCCUUGUCAUGGCUUCAGAUGUAAUGAAGCUUUGGGAGAGUGAAGACACGGGCUCUCACUUUAUGACACUUUCCUUCUCACAAAUAGAAAAUGCCACAGACAACUUCUCAGCUGAAAACAAGCUUGGAGAAGGGGGCUUUGGCCCUGUGUACAAGGGCAACUUACAAAAUGGACAAGAUGUUGCUAUUAAGAGACUAGCAGCGAAUUCAGGGCAAGGUCUACCUGAGUUUAAGAAUGAAAUCUUAUUAAUAGCCAAGCUUCAACAUACAAAUCUAGUUGGACUCUUAGGUUGCUGCAUUGAUGGGGAAGAAAUGUUACUAAUCUACGAGUAUAUGUCAAACAAAAGCUUGGAUUUCUUCCUAUUUGAACAAUCGAGAAGGACUAUUUUAGUCUGGGAAAUGCGUCUUAACAUAAUUGAAGGGAUUGCACAAGGUCUUAUCUAUCUCCACAAGCAUUCUCGGCUGAGAGUUAUUCACAGGGACCUGAAGCCAAGCAACAUUUUGUUAGACAAUGAUAUGAACCCUAAGAUCUCAGACUUUGGAAUGGCAAGAAUAUUUGAUCCUAAAGGAGGACUAGCUAACACGAAAAGAGUCGUUGGAACAUAUGGCUACAUGGCUCCUGAGUAUGCUAUGGCAGGCAUUUUCUCUGUGAAAUCCGAUGUAUAUAGCUACGGGGUAUUACUUCUGGAGAUCAUCAGUGGACUAAGAAAUGCCGCAGCUCGUGGACAUGGCAACUCCCUAAACCUCCUUGGUCACGCAUGGGAGCUGUGGAAAGAAGGCAAAUGGCGCGAGCUCAUUGAUAAAUAUUUGCACGGUGCAUGUCCUGAGAAUAUGGUGCUAAGAUGCAUUCACGUCGGCCUGUUGUGCGUUCAGGAGAAUGCUGCUGAUCGGCCCUCCAUGGCCGAAGUCAUUUCCAUGAUUACCAACGAAAACGCCACCUUACCGGCCCCAAAACAGCCUGGCUUCCUCUCCAUGUUGCUUCCGUCUGAAGCUGAUGUCCCUGAAGGAAGUUUCUCUCUGAAUGAUUUGUCAAUUACUGCCCUGGAUGGUAGGUAGUAGUACUUUCUCCAUUAGAUGCGGCCCUCUGCCUGAAGAUGCAAGUGUGCUACAUUUGCGUCUGAAUAGAUGUAUGCUCAUAUGAGUAUCAUGUUUUCCCAUGGUAUUAACAAAUCAUUCAGGAGAAGCUCUGUUUCAGAAGAUAUUAGUUGUCAUUAU